Messenger RNA from Corylus avellana, 1107 nucleotides. RefSeq names its product Dof-type zinc finger DNA-binding family protein. Gene Ontology annotation, molecular function: DNA-binding transcription factor activity; DNA binding. Gene Ontology annotation, biological process: regulation of DNA-templated transcription. NCBI's taxonomy places the organism in Eukaryota, Viridiplantae, Streptophyta, Magnoliopsida, Fagales, Betulaceae. The record is from RefSeq and is a predicted model, not a curated record.
UCUCCAACCCCCCACGUUCUUUUCAGCCCCACUAUAUUACAAAUCCCACUCAACCCACAUACACACACAUGCUCCGGCACUAACUCUCUCACACCAGCGCCGUAGAUUUCCCUAUCUCUCCCCCCCUCGCCGGCCUGAGCCCGAAGAACCCAAUUCUCGUUAGUAUUGAAAAAUGUUCACAACUUGUGGUGGUGGUCACCAAACGACGUUUCAGUGCCCUCCUCCGCCAUUGCCGAUGGACAGAACGUGGAAACCCAACGUUGAAAUCGCUCCCAACUGCCCUCGCUGCGCCUCUUCCAACACAAAGUUCUGUUACUACAACAACUACAGCUUGUCGCAGCCUAGGUACUUCUGCAAAGGCUGUCGGAGGUACUGGACCAAAGGCGGGUCCCUCAGAAACGUACCUGUCGGUGGCGGUUGCCGGAAAACUCGCCGUUCAAAGUCUUCAAAGUUCCCACAUACGCAACGGGCUUCGCUAAAUUCUUCUCACAAUUCCAAUGAUCAGCAAUCAACCGAUUCUUGUUCCUCUAACGGCGACUCGGCGUCUCAACGAAGCGAAACCAAUGGGUCCGAUAUCGAUCUUGCGGUUGUUUUCUCCAGGUUCUUGAACGAGAAUCCAAGCAAUAUUGAGCCGGCGUUGACAGUCCCGGAAUUGCCUAAUAAUCCGGGUAGCAACCAAAACGGCGUAGUACUGUUCGAACACCAGAAGCCCAUUGGAAAGGCUGAUGAUCAUCAUGAUAUACUACUUGAAGGGAUUUCUGGGGAAGAAAAAGUUCAAGAACUCAUUGAAGACGAUGUGAAUGCAUUCGGGCUGGAGACAUUAUUGGAUGAUGAAGUGGUCCAAGACGUUUUGUGGUCCGACGCUGCAACUUUGCCGAAUUUAAUGUGGCAACCUAUGAUGCAACUGCAAGAGUUGGAGUCGUUUCAUCAGUCCAAUGAUCAGUUAAGAAAUUCUACGAAUCUAAUAAACGACAGUUGGUGUUCCUUCGAUCUGUCUGGUUUCGAGCUUUUUUCAAGGCCUUGAUGAAGUAUUCUACUACACAAGAAGCAUUUUUUUUUUUUUUUUUUCUAUCCUCUUCGUUAAGAAAUCUUACAUGUCCAUGGAAA